This is a messenger RNA of Elgaria multicarinata webbii, 7383 nucleotides long. It is a transcript of the gene RASA2, whose product is annotated as RAS p21 protein activator 2. The record is from RefSeq and is a predicted model, not a curated record. Gene Ontology annotation, molecular function: phospholipid binding; GTPase activator activity. Lineage: Eukaryota; Metazoa; Chordata; Lepidosauria; Squamata; Anguidae. The transcript has 24 exons. Bases 38 to 2515 code for a protein of 825 amino acids. Gene Ontology annotation, biological process: negative regulation of Ras protein signal transduction; regulation of GTPase activity; intracellular signal transduction.
CUUUGGCCGCGCGCUGCGCAGCGGGUGGCCCCCGGCCAUGGCGGCUGGUGACGGGGGCGACGAAGAGGUGCGGGUGCUGCAGACCCUCCGCGGGAAGAUUUGUCAAGCCAAAAACUUAGUGCCAUACUCAGGACCAAACAAAAUGAGAGACUGCUUUUGCACAAUCAAUUUGGAUCAAGAAGAGGUUUACCGAACUCAGGUAGUAGAGAAGUCUUUAAGCCCAUUUUUUGGGGAAGAGUUCUACUUUGAAAUACCAAGGAUAUUCCAGUGUUUAUCAUUUUAUAUUUAUGACAAGAAUGUUCUACAGAGGGACCUGCGUAUAGGUAAAGUAGCUAUCAAAAAGGAAGACUUGAGCAUACAUUCUGGCAAGGAAUCAUGGUUUAUACUUCAGCCUGUUGAUUCUAAUUCGGAGGUUCAGGGAAAAGUUCACCUCGAAUUAAAACUGAAUGAACUGAUUACAGAUAAUGGAUCAGUGUGCCAGCAGCUAGUAGUACACUUGAAGGAAUGUCAUGGGCUGCCUCUUAUCAAUGGACAGAAUUGUGACCCUUAUGCUACAGUAUCUGUUGUGGGCCCUUCAAGGAAUGACCAAAAGAAGACAAAGGUAAAGAAGAAAACAAGCAAUCCACAAUUUAAUGAAACAUUUUAUUUUGAGGUAACCCGGUCCAGUAGCUACACCAAAAAGUCACAGUUUCAAGUGGAAGAAGAGGAUAUCGAGAAGCUGGAAGUCAGGGUUGACUUAUGGAACAAUGGUAACUUGGUACAGGACCUCUUCCUAGGAGAAAUUAAGAUUCCUGUAAAGAUGUUAGGAAGUGAUUCCACACAAGCUUGGUACCUUCUACAACCAAGAGAUAAUGGAAAUAAAUCUGCUAAAAGUGAUGAUCAUGGAUCACUUAGACUGAAUAUAUGUUAUGCUGAAGACUAUGUACUUCCAUCAGAGUACUAUGUUCCUCUCAGAGACUUGCUGCUAAAGUCAUCAGAAGUUGAGCCAAUUUCUGCUUCUACUGGUUACAUUUUGGCUGAAGUGUGUCCUGAUAAAUAUGAUGCCAUUUUGCCUCUUGUAAGAUUGUUGCUUCAUCAUCAGACACUAGUACACUUUGUCACUUCAGUGGCAGAAUUAGAAUUGAAUGAUACCCAAGAAGCAAAUACAAUCUUCAGGGGAAACUCUUUAGCUACUCGAUGCCUAGAUGAGAUGAUGAAAAUAGUGGGAAAGCACUACCUGAAAGUUACCUUAAAACCAAUUCUAGAUGAGAUAUGUGAGAAUCUUAAACCUUGUGAAAUUGAUCCCGUGAAACUGAAAGAAGCAGACAGUGUAGAUAUACACAAGGAAAAUCUCCGCUACUAUGUCGACAAAGUAUUCAAUACAGUUGUGCAGUCAAGUAUAAGUUGCCCUACAUUAAUGUGUGAUAUGUUUUGUUCUCUGAGGCACUUGGCUGCUAAAAGAUUUCCUAAUGACCCUCAUGUGCAGUAUUCUGCAGUGAGCAGCUUUGUGUUUCUUCGUUUCUUUGCUGUAGCUGUAGUAUCGCCUCAUACUUUCCAUUUACGACCUCACCAUCCAGAUGCACAGACCUCUAGAACAUUAACCCUUAUAUCAAAAGCCAUCCAGACACUGGGAAGUUGGGGAAGUUUGUCCAAAAGUAAACUAUCAAGCUUCAAGGAGACAUUCAUGUGUGAAUUUUUCAAAAUGUUUCAGGAAGAGGAGUAUAUUGAAGCUGUUAAAAAGUUUUUAGAUGAAGUAUCAUCUACUGAAAGCAAAGAGCCAAGUGUCAUGAGCGAGCCAGUGCAUCUUAAAGAAGGGGAAAUGUACAAAAGAGCACAAGGAAGAACUCGUAUUGGGAAAAAGAAUUUCAAGAAGCGUUGGUUCUGCCUUACAAGUAGGGAGCUCACAUAUCAUAAGCAACAAGAUAAAGAACCGAUCUACACCAUUCCAAUUAAAAACAUCCUUGCAGUAGAAAAACUUGAUGAGAGGGCAUUUAACAAGAAAAAUAUGUUUCAAGUGAUACAUGUUGAAAAACCACUCUAUGUACAGGCAAAUAAUUGUGUGGAGGCUAGUGAGUGGAUAGAAGCUCUCUGUAGGGUGAGCAGAUGCAACCCAAAGAGACUGAGUAUUUACCAUCCAUCUGCUUUUUUGAAUGGCAACUGGCUUUGCUGUCAGGCCACAUCUGAGAAUACAGUGGGGUGUGCACCAUGCACUGGAGGAGUACCUGCUGACAUUCAAAUAGAGAUUGAUGGGGAUCGAGAAACAGAGAGAAUCUACUCACUUUUUGCUAUCAAUAUGUCAAAGCUGCAAAAGAUGGAAGAGGUUUGUGAAAGAAUAGCAGUAUAUCAAGGUCCACGGAAGGAGCCAGAUGACUAUUCUAAUUUCACAAUUGAGGACUCAGUAGCAACUUUUCAAACUCUUCAGCAAGUGAUAUCUGCCGUAGAACAAUUGAAUGAACAUCAUGAAAGAUAUCGAAAGAAAAGAUCAUCUAGUGCAAAAUAUGGCAGCGAAGAAAAUCCAAUUGGAAAAAUUUCCUAACCUGCAACAGAGAUGGAUUUUGAAGAAACUGGAGUUUUCACUCUUUAAAAAUCCUGGUUCCAUUCUGAUUCAGAGUAUUUAAUAAUGUACAUCGCCUGCAAAUUAGAUUGUGAACAGCUAUUUAAUAUUUAAUAGGGAAUAGACCUUCUCGGGAAUCUGAUUUUUUUUUUUUUAAAAAAAAUGCUGUGGAGGGGCUGGGGGAGAUAAUUUCCGUAUUCAGAAAAUCUCACAAGUUCCAGAACAUGCAGGUAAACAACGUUUCUAGAGCUGAAAGGAAAAUCACAAUUCUUGCAGAUGGGAUUUUGUGUCUGCCAAGAUAAUCAUCAGUUUCAUUUGUGAACCAUCAGUAACUAUUCUGUGGACAACGGCAAAAGAAAUCCCAACAGGGGACAAAAGGAUUUGAAGCUUUACAUUCAGCGCACAGCCACUUUUAAAGCUAUCCUUCCUUAAUCUACAAUAGACUUUUUGUAAAAAAGAAAAGAAAAUGGUGGUACUUUUUUAAUGUGCAUUGACAAUUAGGGAUGUUACGUUUUUAUGUGUGAUAUUAUUGAAGCAGGACAAGUCAGGGAGUCUACGCAUCUUGUUUACAAUUGGAGUGAGUAGUGAAAGGAGUGACAUGGGACCACUGUCUGUAUUUUUGACUUUUUAAAUGACCAAUUACUAGUAUUUUCUUUAGCAAUCAGGGCUUUUAAAUAUAUAUAAAUUUCAUGCUGUUGGGAAAAUAUUGUGGAAUACCAGGUGACAGCUAUCGACCAGUAAUUUAAAAACAGCCCUAAAUAUAGGUGGUAAAAUUGGACAUGUGUCACAUCCAAUUUCAACUAUUUGUUUUUGAAAAUCACUCCAAGCACUUUAGAUAUCUGGAUAGUGCCAGAUAAUAAUUCUAGAUACUUUUUAGUAUCUAACCAUUAUGAUCAGUUGAAUGAUCACUGUUGUGGCUUAAAACAAUGCUUUCGUGAACAUUUUUAUAUCUAGUUUUUUACUUGCCAGAUGAAGUUUCAGAAUCAGCUUUGCCUUUAGAAACUGUUAAUCUUGCCUUCUUGAUAUAUUUCUACUCAUAGGCUGAUAAAAAAAAAUGUAUGUAAUAAACAGAAACAAACUGUUGCUUGGGUGAAGAAAAGGCGAAGCUUCCUUUAAUCAGUAUUAUUGAAUGUGGUACUAAAAAAACUCAUCUGAGGUUUGCUGAGCGCUAUAAAAAUUGAUACAUUCCCACUGAAGUCAUGGCCAUGAUAUCUAUAUAUUGUCCUUUUAGUUUACCUUUUGAACACUUCUGCUUUUUUUACUGUCAUUUGUCACAGUUGUAAUGAAUAUUGUAUUAACUGUUCUAAAUAUAAUUAUUUCAGAUUUCUAUUGAAGAUAUAUGUUGCUUAAAAUACUAAAUUACUAAAGGUUCACCAUAGCAUUGAAAGCUUGAUCCCAAGAAUUACUGCACUAGUAUAUGAGUGCAUGUACUCAAUGGGACUUAUUUUGGAACAACUGAUACCCAUGCCUUAGCAAUAGUUGCUUUUGAUAUUUCCUUGAGUUUCAAAAAAGAGUGCCAUGAAGUGAGGGGGCGGGGAGGAAGACUGUUCAAGAAAUAAGUUUCUGGGAACAUGAGCCUAGCUUGAGCAGUUCUUUAGAUCAUGGCUUUCAAAUAGAGUGUGAAUAGAAACCAAAAUGGAUUAGCAGUAGAAUGAAUGACACAGAGGUUGUGUAAUCAGAACACUAGAGAUAUGAACAAGUCUGAGAAAAAUUACCACAGAAUAAUAACUGAUAGAUAUAAAGCUUCUAUUCUAUAUAGGAUUCAAGUGUAAUGCAUAAUUUGUACAGAGGAGACUGAAAUUGCCAAAUGGCAUAUAGUAUUGGACAAGGCCUGUGGUAAUGGCAGAAGUGAUUUACUGCUGGAUAGGGUUCUUCAUUAGGAGAUCCUUUACAUUCUUUACUACUGUUGUUUGACUUACAAUAUAAAUUAUAUAUAACAUUGAUACUUGUUAGACUCUUUACCCAGGCAUAUUCUACCUUCUAGAUUUAGACCCAAAACGAAUUAAAAAUAUUAGGGAUGUGAUUUUCCAUUGAGAUUCCUUUAUACAGGAACCUAGCAUUUUGAUAUUUGGGGGGCAUUUUUGAUUAAGAAACAUGAAGAUGCUACAAAUUUGGUCUUUGCUUGAGCACCAGGGUGAGAGAUACUAUGUGUUAAUUAUAUUACUACUCCAGUCAUAUCACUUGUUUAAGCAUCAACAAGAAAUAACAGACAGAAUUAAAAAAAUAUUAGACUUAAUUUAAUUCAUAAUUCUAGACAAUGUUAAGCAUGGAGAUUGACAUUCUGUUAGUCAUAUUGAGGGGGGAAAUAAUACUUCAGAUAUAAUCUUAUGGUUCCUUUGGAGGUUGUCAUAAGGUACUGCAGACCUCCACCUUCAUGGGCAGAAAGAGAAGUCCACAUGCAGAGAUCCUCCCUGGGUAGCAGUUUGGAGGCAAGAUGAGAACAGCCAAAGAUCCACAGGUUCUUAGGCCCUUUUGGUUCUCCAACAUACCCAGAAACAGAUCUAAAAACUAUGCCAACCUGAGGGCUGCUACAGUAAAUUCCCUCCCAUUUGAUGCAAUGGGAUGGGGGAGGUAUCCCACGUUGCACCCUGACUUGUGUGAGCCAUCAGGGCUUAAGGAGUGGGUUCCUCCAGAAUUGAUCUCUCCAACAACACUUCAGGAUUGCUCUACCCAAGCAUUACAUCAUAGACAUUUGAGUUCUUAAGUUGUCCUGAGAUAAUCGUACAUUCCAAUAAUGAAAGAAGAAUGACCAAUCCUUCACAAGUACUUGGAUUGCAUUCAAUCUCCUUGUUUGACAAUGCAGCAUGGCUAACAACUUACACAUAAGCAUAAUACUCCAUAUUUGUAUCAUUGUUUUAAAUAUAUCAUAUAGACCAUAUAAAAUCAUGUCACUUAUAUGUGAAUAUGACCACUAGAUUCUUCUAUAUCAGGACUGCCAAGCACCAGAGAAGAACUGGACAAUAUGGGAAGGAUGUGAUAUAGCAUUUUAUGGAACUAGGGCAAUAUUGCUCAGUAUGGCUAUAUAGAAUGCCAUCAUUGUCUUCGUUAUUUGCUCUAGGAGGGAAACAAAUACAAAGGCCAUGCUUUUAGUAGUUCCACCUCUGUUAUUGCUCGGCUUGUGCCAGCUACCCAUAAGUUCAGCAACUUAUAUAGUGGUCAUCGUCCCCAUGCCAUGUAGAACUCGUAGGAUCAGGAUUGUAAAUCACAAGGGGAACUUCUACAAGUAGAGAACGCUUCAGACUGCAAAAGUCGUAGCUGAACUUGUGAGCAGCCAGCAUGAACAACAUAUUGAUGGGAUAGGUCAUUACACAAGUAAUGACUGAUGGAGGUCAUAAUUGCAGUGGGGACUAAUGUGGAUCUGAUUAUGUAGAGGCAUUCUUGAUGUACAUGUUGAAAGCUGUUCAGUCAUGUGGGUUAAAUGAAGGGCUAAAACUUCUGGGUUUCCUGUGAUUACAUUGCAUUUUUGUAUCAAUUUACAGUCUUGGAACAGCAUGACAAACACAUUUCUAAAUUGCAAGUUUAUGUUCAGGUUAAUUAAUCAAUUCUGUCACGAUUCACCUGUGUCUCUGGCUGCUUAACACAUCGUGAAGAGGCAAAGCCUGGUUUUCCAUAGAGUAUUCCCUCAUUGCAGCUUUCUGACAAGUGUACAUAUACAUGUUUACAUGUUUUGCAUACACACAUUGCAUUUUUAGGUGUACACCUAAAAAAUGUAAAGGGUGGCCGCAGUGGCAGUCCUUUAAAAUAGGCUUAUUUGAAUCUUAACAUUUUACCUAAACACAUUGUGCCACAUUAUAUCAAUAGACACAACUUUUUAAAAACUUUAUUUUGCUUUUUCAUUAGUUAAAAAUGACUAUCAUUUCUUUCGUGAGUUAGAGAUGCUUUGUUCGAUUCUAAUCUAAAAACUAGCCACGUUUUAUUUAAUUUUGGAGUCUAAAAAGGGCUUAUAUAUUUCAAUGAGAAUAUUUAUAUGGGUGAUUGUAUUAAACCUGAUCAAUAAGACCUUAAAAUGGUCAGGAUUCCUGCCAACCAUGCCCUCUUCCAGGAUAAUCAAUUCCAUUCCCUGUCUCCCCGAUUUUCUAUGCCCCCCUCCAACAGUCAGACAGCAUUCCAUGGCCAUUGAGCAUGCUUAGUCCCCCAUUGGGUUGUUUUUGACUAUUUCUCCCCUUCCCCUUGAUGGCUUAUUUUCCUAACAUGUUUAUAUACUGCAAACCUUGGAGUUGGUACCUUUCCCCUUGUACAUGGAGAAUGCUGUUUUGCCUACAUAAGAAUUGGCACUCGGAGAAUUGAGUCAGGGAUGGACAUAUCUGUUAAUUUUGGUUUCAUUUUCCAACUUUUCCCAUCAUAAACCCAUUUUCUCCCAUAUCUGAAUCACUUCGUGAAUUUUUUUUACAUCCACACAAAACUUUGUACACGUUUUGAUGUGCAUUUCUCCUAAUAGAUGCAUUUGUGAAUGCUUUUUUGCUUGAUACACACUUUUUUGUCAAGCAAAAACGUAGUUCUGUAUUUUAUAUUUUCUAAUGCACACAUUUUUGUACAUUCCCCUAAUAUGAACAUUGCUGUAUUAUUUUUUAUUGGGAACAGCAUUGCAAAAUUCAAAGAACUACAAAUACUGAAGGAUGACUGCAUUUUGGUUUGAAUAUUGAUUUAGGAAGUACAAACAGAAAUAAUUUCUCCCCAUACCUAAUUUGAGUUCACUAUUGGUAUACUUAAUGGACUUAGAGCUUUCAGUACAUUAGUACUCGGUUAUAACGUUGAGGCAUUUGCUUAUUUAUCAAAUUAUGGUGUUCCUUUGUUGCAUCAUCAUUUUGUCAUCCUAUUUGAGCAUUGGAUGAAGUGGACUCUAUUCAUAA